AUGCCAGAAGAUAUAAAAGUAGAGUCAACAGAGUGGCCACUUCAAACGCCUCCGCCUCUUCCUCCAGGAUACGAGAAGCACCACAUCGUUUUCUUGGAAGCCGUCCAUCUCCCCUUGGCUCCUUUACCGUUCGAAUACUCCAUCGACUCAUACCAACGGACCUUUCGCUCAGAAAUCGCCGAGAGAAUCAAGCCCGCAACGAUCGUGAUAUCCAAUGUCAACACUGUGACACCCGCAGACAUGGACACUGCGCCCCACCUUCAACUCUUGGCGAUCCUGGCCACCGGCAUGGCCUGGGUCGACAAGCCGUAUUGCGCUAGGAGAGGGAUCACGGUGCUCAAUGCGCCGUCGGCAAAUAUCGAUGCUGUUUCGGAGCAUUUCCUAGCUUUGUACUUUGCGAGUCGGAAGAGAGUUGGUGUGAUUGAUCAGACUGUGAGGACCAGCGAUGAGUGGUUGCAGACCAACAGUCUGACGAAGAAGGUCUGGCCGCAAGGACCGCCCUUGGGGUGUAAGCAAGAGACAGUUGGCAUCAUCGGGUAUGGAGCACUGGGCAAAAGAAUAGAGACGCUAUGUCGUGCAUUGGGGUUCAAAGAGAUCUUGGUAGCAGAAAGAAAAGGCGCACGGGAUGUCAGGGAGGGCAGGAUGGAUUUCGAAGAACUUCUGAGGAGGAGUACAACUAUCGUUGUUGUCUGCCCGCGAGAACCGGAGACGAUUGAUCUCAUAUCCGAACGAGAACUGAAGAGCAUGCGGAAAGAAGCGCUGUUGAUCAACAUUGCACGCGGUGGCAUCGUAAACGAAGCCGCUCUGGCGAAAGCACUACAAGAAGACUGGAUCUUCGGCGCGGCGACCGACGUUCUCAACACCGAGCCUGGUGGGCCAGGCACCACACCGCUUCUUCCAGAUCUGGACAAAGGGGAGAAAGAAGUACCUAAUCUCAUUGUAACGAGCCAUGUUGCAUGGUUUUCUGGUGUGACGAUCGAGACGCUGCAAAAUAUUAAUAAAGAUGCCAUGACUGCAUUUGUCGAGGGCCGGAUGUAUGAUCCAAAAGUCAAGGCUUGCGUUGCUGUACAUGAUGGCAAGAUAUGGAAGUGA
Molecule: messenger RNA, 1092 nt
Organism: Lecanosticta acicola
Lineage: Eukaryota; Fungi; Ascomycota; Dothideomycetes; Mycosphaerellales; Mycosphaerellaceae
Source: the annotation of a GenBank genome assembly